CCCCGACCACCAUGGUGAGCGCUUACGCUGCCUCAUUCACCGACCUGUUUUUGGCGGUCACUGCCCUCGAGCUCUUCUCCUUCCUGGACACCCAGACGGGUGCGGGUGCAGCGACACCCGCCCUGCUCGACGGCACGGCCGAGGUCUGGUUGCCGGCGGCGGCGGCCCUCACCCUCAUCGUCGCCACCGUCGCGUUCAUGUACCAUCACCUGAGUCGCGCCGCCGUCCCCGUGGCUGGCGCGGCCAGCCGGCGGCUCUCGGGGCUUGUCAUCCCCGUACUAUGCGCGUCGGCUGGCACUCUCGAUUACGUCUUGUUCCUGCAGGCGGCCGGCGGUGCGGAUGGCGGCGCGCAAGCUCGCGCGCUCGGCCUGGCCGCUCUCCGCGCGUUACCCGCUGCGGCGACGGCGGCGUUCUUCCUGGGGAUGAUGCUCAUCGUCGUCAUCGCACACGUCCGCGCCGGCGGCGAAGGAGGCGGUGGCGCCGGCGCCGGAGUCCGGCCGGUCCAGGGGCCCGUGCGCGUCCUCACCAACAUGGCGUUCGGAGCGGCGGCGGCGCUGGUCUUCCUGAUGGCCAUGGCAGCCAUCCACGGCGCCAAGUAUAUAUAAGUACUAAAAGCAAAGCUGGAAGAAGAGGCGUCGUGUGGGGAUAUCCAGAGAUUUACGUCUACAUCUCCAUAAUGGAUUGUGUUCUGUGUUCUGUGCAGUGAUAUUCAGAUCGAUCUUGUACUGAAUAAGGUUGUGGUGGUUACUUGUGACUUUGGGAGUCGAGUCAUCAUCGAUGAUCCUUUGAGCUUGUGUGACUAUUAUGACCGAAACUUGUGUAUGCAUUUGUCACCAUUUCAUACU
Messenger RNA from Panicum hallii, 845 nucleotides. RefSeq lists its product as uncharacterized. The record is from RefSeq and is a predicted model, not a curated record. The transcript is spliced from 2 exons. NCBI's taxonomy places the organism in Eukaryota, Viridiplantae, Streptophyta, Magnoliopsida, Poales, Poaceae. Bases 12 to 605 code for a protein of 197 amino acids.